Messenger RNA from Hippocampus zosterae (dwarf seahorse), 2377 nucleotides. RefSeq names its product MAPK interacting serine/threonine kinase 1 (gene mknk1). Gene Ontology annotation, cellular component: nucleus; cytoplasm. The transcript has 14 exons. Lineage: Eukaryota; Metazoa; Chordata; Actinopteri; Syngnathiformes; Syngnathidae. Gene Ontology annotation, molecular function: calcium/calmodulin-dependent protein kinase activity; ATP binding; calmodulin binding. The coding region runs from base 128 to 1546 and encodes 472 amino acids. Gene Ontology annotation, biological process: intracellular signal transduction; protein autophosphorylation; peptidyl-serine phosphorylation. The record is from RefSeq and is a predicted model, not a curated record.
CCCGCUGGGCGCCUUCAGUGGCAAAUUGGUUUGAUGGCUCUCGACUAGCGAUGGGAUCUUACAUCAUCUCUCGAAGACUCUGACCGGCGGGGAUUUGGCCAGUUCGGAGAAUGUUCAGUUAGCAGCUAUGGUGAGGCACAGCGUGAUGACGGAGUUGCAUGUCUUCCAGCAUUCGCUCCAGGGCAACUCCCUGGCUCUGGGCCAAGUAGGGCAAUGUUAUGGGGAACAGCAGCAGCAGAAUGGGAUCGUUUCAGAUGACAGGCAGCACAUCGCUCAAGUCCCUGCAGAAGUUGAGAAAAGCCAUCCUGUGAACAUCCCAGAUGCUGCCAAACGAAAAAAGAAGAAAAGAUCAAGAGCGACCAACAGCUCCACUGGCACUUUUGAUGGUAUAUCCAUUUUAGACCUCUAUAAGCUGACGGAUGAGGUGCUGGGCCAGGGGGCUUGUGCCAAAGUCCAAGGAUGCGUCAGCUUGCAGAACGGGCAGGAGUAUGCAGUAAAGAUCAUCGAAAAGAGUGCGGGUCACAGCCGCCGCCGAGUCUUCCGAGAAGUGGAGACGCUUUACCAGUGUCAAGGAAACAGGAACAUUCUGGAACUGAUUGAGUUCUUUGAAGACGACACUUGCUUUUAUUUGGUGUUUGAGAAAUUGCGAGGAGGGUCCAUCCUUACGCACAUCCAGAACCGGAAGCACUUUGAUGAGCUGGAGGCUAGCAAGGUGGUCCGUGACAUCGCCCAAGCGCUUGACUUUCUACACACAAAGGGUAUUGCUCACAGGGACCUCAAACUGGAUAACGUCCUUUGUGAACACACUGAUCAAGUGUCACCGGUAAAGAUCUGCGACUUUGACCUGGGAAGCGGCGUGCAGCUCAGCAGCGCCUGCACACCGAUAACAACUCCAGAACUCACCACACCGUGUGGCUCAGCAGAAUACAUGGCUCCAGAAGUGGUGGAGGUGUUCACCGACGAGGCGUCCUUCUAUGACAAACGCUGCGACUUGUGGAGCCUCGGGGUCAUUCUCUACAUCCUGUUAAGCGGCAGCCCCCCCUUCACGGGCCACUGCGGCAGCGAUUGCGGGUGGGACCGGGGGGAAACGUGCCGCACGUGCCAGAGUCACCUGUUCGAGAGCAUCCAGCAGGGCAAAUAUGAAUUUCCGGACAAGGACUGGGCUCACAUCACCAAUGCCGCCAAAGAUCUUAUCAGCAAGUUGCUGGUACGAGAUGCCACUCUGCGCCUCAGUGCCGCUCAGGUCCUCAAGCACCCGUGGGUGCAGGGGAAUGCACCAGAGAGAGGUCUUCCAACACCUCAUGCCUUACAAAGGAACAGCAGCACCAAAGACCUGAGCCAGUUCGCAGCCGAAGCCAUCGCCUUCCACCGGCAGCUGUCGCAGCACGACGAGCAGCAGCAAAAGGAGGAAGAAGACGAAGAGGUGUGCCCCGUCGUCAUUUGCUCCAUGAGGCUCUCUCCACCGUCCAACUCCAGACUGGCUCGCAGGAGGGCGCAGUCCAACGCCCUGCGCGGCCGAGACGGCACGGCUGAACUGACGGCCUGAAAAUGAGCCGCUUGGCAUCGUGUUUUGCGGCCGCGUUUUUCUUUCUUUCUUUUUUUUUUUUUUAAAUCUGUCCUCUGUGUGUGUGAUGGGCCUGCCUAUCAGGUCGUGUCGUGGAAGCUUUUCGCCCACUGCCUGUAAUCUUAUCACCUGCAGCAAAAGUAGCACUUCCUCUUGCGAACCUCUGGGAAGGUCCUGACAUCUUCAACCAAAUCUGUUUUUGUUAUCCCUCCCUCCCUCCCUCUUUUUUUUUUUUUUAAAGAAACAAGAAUUCGUUAAGUCAGUUAUUGUUUUUAUAUUUAUUGUUGUCACCUUGUUUUGUAUGAUUGAUUACCUUAUGAUCGCAUGAAGAAACAAUAGUCUUUUUUUUUUUUAAAUAACUAUGUUUAACUUUUUAUGCCUGUCAGUCUGUGCGAACGGAAGGGUCCGGAUGUGAACUAAGGUCAAGUGGGUUGUGAUUUCUAUUUUAUUUAAUUUUUUAAUUUUCAGACUGUGAAGAAAGAAGUAGUAAAUUGAUUUUUUCUUGUCAUUAAAUUUUCACAUAGAGUGCAUGUUAACUGCAGCACGAACAUCCUUUAAAAGUUUGACAUAGUAUUUCCAGUAUCAUCGUUAUACAUAUUGUGAAUUUUGAUUUGUCUCAAGCACAGUCAACGUGCAAGCCUGCUUUGCACAAGCCAAGGUUAUUUUUGGUACUUUUUCUAACCUGAUGCUUCCACAUGUUAUGUCUGGCAACUUAAAAUGUGAGAUGUUCUCUUGUUGAGGUUCAUGAUGCACAUUGUUAACAUUGAUGAAGGAAUUUACUGGAUUCCGCAUUGGUAUUAAAGGGAAUUUACU